Molecule: messenger RNA, 521 nt
Organism: Alternaria postmessia
Lineage: Eukaryota; Fungi; Ascomycota; Dothideomycetes; Pleosporales; Pleosporaceae
Exons: 1
Biological process (GO): secondary metabolite biosynthetic process; fatty acid biosynthetic process
Molecular function (GO): fatty acid synthase activity
Source: RefSeq, a predicted model, not a curated record
AUGGGCCAGCAACUGCUCCUCAACUCUGUCUUUCGCAACAAGCUAUCCGAACUAGACCUUGUCUUCCGAAGAGAAGCUGAUUUCUCCAGUAUCGAGGCAUUGCAACAGGGCGAGCUUGGCGGUUCGGACAAGAUACAGAUCCUCACGUACGCAGUGCAUGUUGGGCUAGCGUCGCUCCUGCAAGCGGAGGGUAUCACUCCACAGGCUGUCCUUGGGCAUUCGGUGGGCGAGAUCUCAGCUGCGGUCGUCGCCGGCUGCCUGACUAGUGAGGAAGGUGCGGUGAUCGUCGCACGACGGGCGAAUCUGUAUACACAGGUCCAAGGCCGCGGAGCUAUGGCGUUAGUAGCACUGCCAUUCGAGGAGGUUGCUCUGGAGCUUGGCGGAGGAAGAGAUAUCGUCGCUGCCGUCAAGUCGUCUCCACUGACAUGCGUGGUGAGCGGCACAAAAGGGGAAGUUGGUGCAUAUGUGCAUCAGUUGGAAGAUCGUGGCAUCGAGACCUGGAGAGUCAACACCGAUAUUGC